Molecule: messenger RNA, 1587 nt
Organism: Scutellospora calospora
Lineage: Eukaryota; Fungi; Glomeromycota; Glomeromycetes; Diversisporales; Gigasporaceae
Source: the annotation of a GenBank genome assembly
AUGCCUAUCCAACAAGUGGGAACUGUUGAUGAACUUAUCGCUGCUCUUUUAAGUCAUAGCGAUGAUCGCGCAGAUUUUAUUGUAAAGCAUAUUUUUCCUAUUCUCAGACAACUUCCACAACCAUUUUUCUUGCAAAAUGCAGCAGACAAUAGAGAUCCUCUCGAACUUCUUGAUCCUUGCCUUUAUACUGUGCCUUAUGUAUACUUUCUCACCGCACGUUGUAAUGUAGAAAGACCUGAUGUGGCUAAUUUAUUAACUCAUAUUCUUGAGUUCUUGCGAAGCUUCGAUCCGAUUCAUAUUCGACUGGUACCCGAAAAAUUUCUACAAGUUGCUCAAGGAUUAUGCAGGAUAGCAAAUUUAUAUGGAAAUAAUAUAAUUUCCAUCAAACCACUUACGCAUGCUCUUCAAAAAUAUUCACCAUCUCCAAAUCAUUUGACAAAUUUACACCAAUUUUUUAUUAAGGAAUGUUUAUUGACCAAAUGCUAUAGACAAGCACUUCAAAUAUUGGAUAAUGAUAUAACUGAAAUUGAAACCUCGGGAACGGGCAUCUCGUACAUAGAUCAUCUAUUGUACCAUUAUUAUGGCGCAAUGGUAUACAUUGGAUUAAAGAAUUAUACGCGUGCCCUUAACUUCCUUGUAUUGGUCAUAUCUGCACCGGCUGUUGUAACUAGUCAAGUACAAGCUGAGGCAUAUAAAAAGUUUAGUUUAGUUUCAUUGCUGUUGCACGGCAAGAUUAUCCCACUUCCAAAAUAUACUGCAACUGCAGUUUUCCGUUCGAUCAAAAAUCAGUGUCAAGCCUAUCAAGACUAUGCCUCCGCAUUUGAGAGCCUGAAUGUUAAACGUCUUAGGAAUGAGUUUAACAAAUGUAGCGAAACUUUUAGAAAGGACGGAAACUUUGGUUUAGUAAAACAAACUCUUGAUGCGAUCUAUCGGCGCAAAAUUCAACAAUUAACACAAACUUAUUUGACUUUAUCUUUGGUCGAUAUCGCUGAUGCCAUUGGCCUGGAAGGUCGGGAGGCUCCUAAAGUUGCUGAACGUUACAUUCUCCAGAUGAUCGAAUCUCGCGAAAUAUUUGCUACUAUUAGCCAUUCUGAUCAAGCUGGGAUGGUAUCUUUCCACGACGAUCCUGAUAUGUAUAAUACGUCAAAUACAAUCUCCAAGCUUGAGGAACAGAUAGCUAAAGCUACCCAAGUCAGUGAUCGUGUCAUCCAAACUGACCGGCUUAUUGGUUGUAGUAGAGAAUAUCUUGUUAAAAGUAAAAAUAUUGCAUCUGGAGGUGUAAUGCCUGGUGGUAGUCAUAUGGAUGACCAAGAGUUUUUCGCGGGAGGUGGUGGAUUUGACAAUUUCGAUGCUGAUGACGGAGGAAGUGUUAUCGAUAGCACAACUCAAAGCGCAACCAUAAUUUGCUCAAUCUUACCAAUGGACGCUCAAUUUUUUACUGCUGCUGGUGCGUCUGCACCCGCUGCCCCAGCUGUAUCUCCAGCUCCAUCAGCCUCAGCUAGUGUUGCUAAUACACCUACAGCAACAAGUUCUCCUAUUCCGGUUCAAACUACCCUAAUAUUGGAAUAUAUAUUGGUAUUGCCAUAG